AUGCUGUCGUUACAAGAAACUUUGACACCGACGUUGGACGUCAACAUGAACUUUGACACACCGCCGCAGCUAGGAUCAGCUACAAGUGAUGGGGGGUAUGAUUCUGCUACUCCAGAACUGGAAGGGAAUAAUCCGUUUGGAAUAAACACAGGUGGCUCGAAUGUGGCACUUCUUAAUACUGAUCUUGGUUUCUUAGCGAGUGCUAAUUUCUCCUCGGAUUCCCUUCCUGGUUCCGCAGAUAGUUUCAACUCGUUGGACGAUCAAAUACUCAACAACAACAAUAGUCUUAUUACUCACGGACGAAGAAAUUCAUAUACAUCCGUUAGUAGUUCACCUGCGACUUCAAGACCUACGAAUGGGAGGAGACCCAGACCACUUUCUGCAUUUAUGAUGGAUUCCAACAACUACGCCAUCCAUGAAGAAGAACCACAAGAGCAUGGACAACAACAAUUAGAACCGGCAUUCACAAACACACCCCGGUCACGAAAUUCAGUAACAUUUGGUAAGCUCCCGUAUUCACCAAUCCCUACUUCACCAUUAAGGUCGACCUCACCGGUCCGUUCCCAUCGUCAAUAUCGACCCAAGUCUCCAGUUCGGAGAACACCUGCCAGUCCCGCAAAUGUAACAACAUCACCAUUUAAUUUCCAACCCCAGGAAAUGCAACUUAAUGGUUCUUCCGGUCUUCAAGUGAAACCUGCUCAUCGUAAAGGGCAUAAAUAUAAGCAUUCAUCGGUUUCGAUGAAUUUAUUUCAAGAACCGGAAAAGCUACCUAUAAGUCAAACACAACUCAGUGUCAUUCCUGAUUCAUAUCCGAUCCCCAAUUAUAAAGAAACAGUAGCUUCCAUUACCAAUAAUCAAAAAUCUCGAUUAUUGUGGUCGAUCUUACAUUGUGGACUCUCAGUUGGGAUCUUUAUUGUGGGAUUUAAGUUUAAGUUAGCUUCACUUUCAACAUUGGCCCAUUUAGUGUUUUAUGAUUCCUUAGGGUCUUUACUUAUUGUAUUUGUUGAUAUUAUGUCAAAUUUCGAAGUCUGGAAUAAGUCUUCAAUAAUGUAUCCAUUUGGAUUAGGGAGGAUAGAAGUAUUGGUUGGGUUUGCAUUGAGUGCAUCUUUAAUUAUGGUGGGGUUUGAUUUAUUUAGUCAUUUCCUUGAAGAAGCAAUUAUGCUCUGGGUAUCUCAUGAACAUAAUGAUGAAACUGAUGCAGUUGCACCUUCUUCGCAUCAUGUGCAUUCACAUCCUGGAGCUGGUGGUGAUCAUUCUACAGGUUGGAUGAUUUAUGAACUCGUUUUGUUGAUUACGAUGAUUGUUUCAUUGAUAUCAUCAAAUUUUAUAUUGAGUUAUGAUAGAAUCAAUGAGAUGAUAAGUUCCACAAAUCAAAAUGUACCGUAUGGUCAUAAUCGCUCGACCAGUGGGCUUUUGGAUGCAAAAAUUGAAGAUAGUGAAAGUUCAGUUGGGAACAUAACUAGAUUACAAAGAAUCUUUAAAGCCUGGAAACGGAAUCCAAGUCAUUUAAUAACAUUAACAUAUACGCUAUUUUUAUUCUUAGCUCCAAUUAUUCCACAAAGUUUAACAUCUGAUUUAGCAGUUGAUAUCAAUGAAAUCGCGACUUUUGCAGUUGCGGGAUUAUUAUGUUUCAAUGGAUGGAAUUUAGUUAAAUCCUUAGGGGGGAUUUUAUUAUGUUCAUUCCCAUAUUCAGAUUAUGAAUAUGAGAAAUUAAAAUCCAAAAUUAUUGAUCAAAUAUUAAAUCAAGAUUUCUUUAAACCAGAUUAUCAAAUUCAAAAGUUUUUCAUAACGAAAUUUAAUUAUAAAUUAUUUGUGGUUGGAGUUAAAAUAUCUAUGAAAGGUGCUGAUUCUGAUGAAGAAGUUAGAGUAAAGUUUGAAGUUAAUAGAAUUAUAACAAAUGAACUUGCACUGUUGGAUGGGGAAAGUAAGAAAACCCAUCCGGAAAUUACAAUUGAUAUUGAUAGAUUUUGA
Molecule: messenger RNA, 1971 nt
Organism: Hemisphaericaspora subhashii
Lineage: Eukaryota; Fungi; Ascomycota; Pichiomycetes; Serinales; Debaryomycetaceae
Product: Zn(2+) transporter
Exons: 1
Coding region: 1-1971 (656 amino acids)
Source: RefSeq, a predicted model, not a curated record